Molecule: messenger RNA, 2683 nt
Organism: Oryzias melastigma (Indian medaka)
Lineage: Eukaryota; Metazoa; Chordata; Actinopteri; Beloniformes; Adrianichthyidae
Exons: 6
Coding region: 638-1807 (389 amino acids)
Source: RefSeq, a predicted model, not a curated record
AGUCUGAGCAUGCUGUGGGCGGAGCUCUGUUCAGCGGGAGAAUGCAGAUCACCUCAGCUGGCGGGAGUGUCCCUUUGACACAUUCCUACAGUCUAAGGUAAACCGAGGCUCAUUUUCUUAUUGCUCCAUAUAGCCUCACGUGUAUACCUUUACAUGCCAUACCCGCCGAGGAAGAAAGGUUUUUGCAUGUUAAGUGUGAGUUGUACGUCUCAGAUUGUGGGAAAUACAAUGAGCUUGUCAAAAAUUUACCUUUUUUUUUUUUUUUUUAAAUAUAUUUUGCAUUUUGUUUUACUUCCUUUCCAGAAUGACUUAUUUACUGAGAAACUGUCUGAAAAUGAAUCCUAAUUGAAGUGACCAUGUAAAGGUUUGUUUGCAUCAACUCUAACAGGUAUAGCCAUUAAAUAGUGUUGCAAUUGAAUCACCUUUUCCCCAGUAUCUUGGGACAGGAAGUCGCAGGUAUUCGCAUGCAGCAUCUCAACGUCAUGCAUAUAGGCGUGCCAAAGGAACAGGGGCGGAUCACGGAGGGCGUUGUCACCUUUAGUUUAUUGCUGAACCUGGCGGUUGUGAUUGUGUCUUCUUUAUCUUUCUUUCGGAGUUCACUGGCAGCGGUGUGAGGGGAUCUCUGCACGCUUUGAAGAUGAAUCUGUACAGGAGUUUUGGGAACCUCAUGGAAGUGUGGGUACAUGAAGACAGGACUCCUCUGGAGCCAGAGACGCUUGAAGACAAUGUAAAUGACUCUCCUACACCUUCCUCUAACAUGGAAACAAACCCAUGCUUAGAGUCCGCGGACUCUGGAGUGGAGACGGCCAGCUGUGACACACCGUGUUCCAUUUUGUCUACCGACGACGCAGAAUUCGACUUGUUGACGCAACAAAGGGAAGACCCCUCUCCGGCACCAACAUCCCGCUCUCCUGUCCUCUCCUCUCCUGCAGUUUCCUUUUCUACUUCUUCAUCCUCGCUCCAGUGUCACAGCAAAAUCAAGGAGGGCUCGACUAAAGUAAAAGUGGAGCAAGUUCUGCAGAGGAGUGUCUCAAAACAUACAAAGUACCUGAAUGAGAUACCCAGCCCAAGGCCUCGAGCAUCUUUUCAAGCUACACGCCGAGCCUCAGAUGUGCAAUGUCAAAGGUCAGAGAGCAUGGGCCAAAGAAGGAGGGGUUAUUCACCUGUUCCCAUUAUAAAGAAGACAGAAGGAGAAAGAAGGCGGCCAGUUUCAAUGGCUUGUGACCUGGCCAGAUCAGAGGAUAGAAUAGUGGAGGACAAGAAGGAUCUGAGUCCUGGACUCUGGUACUUGGAGCAGGUUUGUCAGUUGCUGGAAGACCUUGCACAGAAGCGGAUGAACAACCAAGCAGUGCAAACAGAUUCUGUUAGUAAAGAAGGCAUACAGGAUGACUCAACAGGUGCUGAGACGAUUCGGCCCUCUUGCAAGAAUCUUGAAAACAAAGAAAACACAGACGCCUCCAGUGACACCAAGAAGCCAAAAACACGGCAUUUCCGUCAGAGAUCCGCCUCAGAUACAACUCUUGCAGCAAUGCAUUUAAAAAAGUUGGAUCCAAGCUUCAGAACACAACAGCAAAAGAGUACAAGCAACCUGCUAGCAGCAGUGUCAGAAGACUGUGAGGCACAGGAUUUGAUGACUGAGGGGUCGACAAAGCGUAACAAGUUCCCAAAAUUAAAAGGUCUGUCUUUGCACAGAGGGCACUUUGCAGUGUCAUCCACAAGAAGCCAACAGAUGCAGCCAUCUGAGAAAAGCACAGUAGUUCGACGGCUGAGCCAGGUGUUUAGAAGAAAGAAACAAGUGUCAAUGUAAAAGGACUGGAGUCUCACUGCAUUAUUUAGGCUUUGGUUUCUGAAGAAAAAAGGAGUGUAAGCACUGACUGCCUUUAGCAUAGCCUACAAUCUAGCUCUAUGCUCUGUUUAUUUAUUUACUUUAAAAAAAGCCAUAUAUGUAGGUAUUAUAUACGAAUUUAUGUGGGGCUUUUUGCACUAUAUUGUUUAUCUGUCAAUUUGUACAGUUUUCUUGUGUAGCUUUCAUUGUUAAAGUUGCAGAUGUACAAAUCUAAAUGUUUUGGAGUUGAGGAUCCAAUAAGGCAUUAAAAAACAUGUAGUAUCAGUGUUAUUUAUUUCUUCUCAUUAAUUUGUUUAUAUUUUUGACAUCAUACAGUCAAACCCUAAAGCUCCAUAGUCUCUGCUUUGGCAUUUAUAUUAAAUAUAGAGCACUUUUGUACAGAAUUAAUGUUCUGAUUGAAUACUCUUGUCUGAGAUGAAUAUUCAAGUAUUUUUGCCUAUGGUUGUUGUUACUCAUCGGUCAACAUGUCUAUUUUUGAUACAUUCCAGAUGUUUGUAACAAAUACAAAACUAAUGUACAGGUUUUGUUAAAUAUAGUUGUAUAACCGCAUUUACUUUAAGUAAUUAGCCAAACUUACUCCAGCUAAAGAAAUGUUUAUUGACAAUCUAACAUCAGAUACAACAGCUCUUCAUUUGACUUUUGUGGCUCGUGUAUUGAGAUUAAUGUGGAAGCUGAUGUAAAAAAUUCCUACUCAGUCAUUUAUGAGGUAGUUAAACGUUGUUAGUGGGUUGCAUCCUGACUUCAUAAUUCAUUGUGAACUUAAUGCUGUGCUGCAAAAUGGAAUGAAGUUCAUGAAUAAUUGAUGCUAUGACUAGAUGGAGUUUGAAGCUAAAAAAA